This is a messenger RNA of Myotis davidii, 1975 nucleotides long. RefSeq names its product La ribonucleoprotein domain family member 6 (gene LARP6). Lineage: Eukaryota; Metazoa; Chordata; Mammalia; Chiroptera; Vespertilionidae. Gene Ontology annotation, molecular function: mRNA binding. The transcript has 3 exons. The record is from RefSeq and is a predicted model, not a curated record. The coding region runs from base 124 to 1452 and encodes 442 amino acids. Gene Ontology annotation, cellular component: nucleus. Gene Ontology annotation, biological process: RNA processing.
AUCAUAAAGAGAGACAUCCUACAAGACACCGGAAUGCUGUCAGCACUGUCAAGGUCAUCAAAAACAAGGAAAGUCUGAGAAACUGUCACAGCCAAGGGGAGCCUAGUGAAACAUGAUGACUAAAUGCAGUAUGACAUCCUGGAUGGGAUCCUGCAACAGAAAAAGGACAUUAGUGGCGCCACAACAAGUGGGGGCGAGAAUGAGCAUGAGGACCUGGAGCAGGAGUGGAAGCCUCCAGACGAGGAGUUAAUCAGGAAACUGGUGGAUCAGAUCGAAUUCUACUUUUCCGAUGAAAACUUGGAAAAGGAUGCCUUCCUGCUAAAGCACGUGAGGAGGAACAAGUUGGGAUAUGUGAGUGUUAAGCUACUCACAUCCUUCAAAAAGGUGAAACACCUUACACGGGACUGGAGAACCACAGCACAUGCCCUCAAGUACUCGGUGACCCUAGAGUUGAAUGAGGACCACCGGAAGGUGAGGAGGACCACCCCUGUCCCUCUCUUCCCCAAUGAGAACCUCCCCAGCAAGAUGCUCCUGGUCUAUGAUCUCUACCUGUCCCCUAAGCUGUGGGCCCUGGGCGCCCCGCAGAAGAAUGGGAGGGUGCAAGAGAAGGUGAUGGAACACCUACUCAAGCUCUUUGGGACCUUUGGCGUCAUUUCAUCAGUGCGGAUCCUCAAACCUGGGAGAGAGCUGCCCCCCGACAUUCGGAGGAUUAGCAGCCGGUACAGCCAGGUGGGGACCCAAGAAUGUGCCAUUGUGGAGUUCGAGGAGGUGGAAGCCGCCAUCAAAGCCCAUGAGUUUAUGAUCACGGAAUCUCAGGGCAAAGAGAACAUGAAAGCUGUUCUCAUUGGUAUGAAGCCACCCAAAAAGAAACCUCCCAAAGACAAGACCCACGAUGAGGAGCCCACUGCGAGCAUCCACUUGAACAAGUCCCCGAACAAGAGAGUUGAGGAGCUUCAAUACAUGGGUGACGAGUCUUCCGCUAACAGCUCCUCCGACCCCGAGAGCAAUCCCACGUCCCCUAUGGCUGGCCGGAGGCAUGUGGCCACCAAUAAACUCAGCCCUUCUGGCCACCAGAAUCUCUUUCUGAGUCCAAAUGCCUCUCCGUGCUCAAGUCCUUGGAGCAGCCCCUUGGCUCAACGCAGAGGCGUUUCCAGAAAAUCCCCACUGGCUGAGGAAGGUAGGCUGAACUGUAGCACCAGUCCGGAGAUCCUUCGCAAGUGCAUGGAUUAUUCCUCCGACAGCAGCAUCACGCCCUCUGGCAGCCCCUGGGUUCGGAGGCGCCGCCAAGCUGAGAUGGGGACACAGGAGAAGAGCCCCAGAGCGAGUCCCCUGCUCUCUCGGAAGAUGCAGAGUGCAGAUGGGUUACCUGUAGGGGUGCUGAGGUUGCCCAGAGGCCCUGACAACACCAGAGGAUUCCAUGGUGCACACGAGAGGAGCAGGGCCCAUGUAUAAAUACCUUUUAUUUUUAAUACCGGCUCCAUUGAAAACCACCUGUUUUCAAGGUUCUGAUAAAUACUUGGCAUGCCAUAGAAUGAAAUUAAGUCCCCUUUCAAGAAUUUUGUAUACAUAUGAACCUGUUAAUUUAUGUUUGUAAUGUAUAUAGAUUGUCUGGACACCCUGGUUUUAAGGCCAUCUUCUAGUUCAGGAGACCCCUUCCUCCCAGCACGACCGCUGUUGUGAUGCUGUCCAGCGUGUGUGUGAACGUCACGGCUCCGUACGGCUGUGGGAUGGGCUCCCGGGAAGCCUGGCAGCCAGCCCCUUCUUCGGGGCAGGGUUCUUCUCUUCCUCUUUGGUGAGCUGUCCUCGGCCACGCGGCGUCCUCAGAGCCCAGAAGAGUUCUUUUGUGCAGUGGCAACUCGUUAAACCUGUAGCAUGGUGUUUUCUAGGAUCUAAUGUAUGUUUUCUGUCAACUGAAUAAAAAAUAAAACACUCAAGCCCAGCCGCGUGGCUCAGUGGUUGAGUGUUGACCUAUGAA